UCAGUGCAGUGGUGACGGUGAAGCGUGGCGGAGGUGGUGCAGCUGGACCCAAGGCUCACACACACAUACACACACGCGCGUGCGGUCAUCCAUCACUCACACCCCGCCAGUCCAUCACUAGUUUGGCGGCGUGAACCAGGCAGUCGCGUGUUGUUUGUGAGGUGGGCUCCAUCCCAAGGUGGGCUGCAUCCCAAGGUAGGCUCCAUCCCAAGUUGGGGUGGCAGAUCUCGCGCCAGUGUGGGAAGGCUGGGCCCAGCUGACCGCAGGACCGACGCUGGUGAAGGCGCCCAACACAACAUUGGUCCACACAGGCGACACACACUCCGUACAGUGGCACCAAGACUCUUGUAAUUUUGGUACUUGAACAUUGGUACCAGUAUUUGUGUGAACAAACUGGUACUAGAGCGUUAAUACCAGGAUUCACAGAACUUUGGUACUAGGACGAUAAUUCCAAUACCUGCGGACCUUUAAGCUGGAACUGGUACGAGGAUUUGUGGAACUUUUGUACCUGGACACAACAACAACAGAAGAGGAACUUACCGGCAGUCAACCGGAACGCAACCUGUCUCCAACCGCACUGGACCAAGUGUCAACCAGCUGAGUACAGUACUCGCCUUCCUCAACCACCUCUACCUGCUGCUCUUAGAGAGGUACGAGGGACCAACCAUGAGGUUGUGGUUGGUGGUUGUGGUUGUGGUGGUUGUGGUGGUGGUGGUCGGGGACCCAGCGGACGGCGCCAAGGGCCCUCACAAGCGACGACACACCAAGAAGAAAACGUUGCAGGGGAUGAAGACGGAGCGAGUCGGCGGGAAGGGAGGUGCUGGGAGCGGCUCCGAGGUGCGGCCCUGGAAGAGCUGGCGACGCUGGUGGGAACACCAGGCCGGGGACGCCAGUGGAGGGCAGCGACCACGCCCACACGGACCUCACAGACGCCCCGCCCACACCCCCGCCCACGCCAACACCCACGCCCACGCCAACACCCACGCCCACGCCCCGGGAAGAGGUGGUGGCGCCAAGCUGGUCGGGUUGGGGUCGUCGAGCAACAGCAUCCACCAGCACCUGGCGGAGCUGGGCGGCGGCCUCUACACCGACUGGACCAGCUGGUCGCGCUGCUCCAGGCGGUGUAAACAACGUCGACGGAGGUCUUGUCGCGUCCCUGCGGUCUGUGGCACCGCCGUCCUCAAGGAGGAGCGGAGCUGCACAGGCGGCCGGUGCUCAGGUCGGAGACCAUUCCACAUCAUCCGGCCGGAGGAGUUCUCGCGUCAGCCUCCCAGGAACGACAUGCGCGUCCUCCUCAACUUCAACUCCAUGUUUUACACUCGGUGGUCGCGCUGGUCGUCCUGCAGCAGGUCGUGCCUCACCCGCAGAUACAGGUCGUGCAAGUACCCGCUGUUCUGUGGAGGCAGCGUGGUGCACGAGGAGGCCUACUGCUACAUCCAGGGCUCCCUCUGUGAGAAGUGGUACCGCACCAACAGACACAACUCCCGCAGACGGAAACCUUCCGACGGUGUUGGCGAGGACGACAACGAGACUACAUCUUCUGGUUCAGCGUAUUCUUCCACGAUAUCCGUGUCGUCGUCGCCGUCGUCGUCAUCGUCGUCGUCGUUGUCGUCGUCGGAGCGGACGCUGCCCCGGGAAUGUGGCGUGAGCAACGUCACCACGCCAGGCUGGAGUCUGCGCAUCAUCGGCGGCCGGACUGCGCAGCCUGGAGAGUGGCCCUGGCAGGCUGUCAUUCUCAACCGUUACCACGAGGCGUUCUGUGGGGGGACGCUGGUGGCCUCUCGCUGGGUGCUGACGGCGGCCCACUGCGUCAGGAGGAAGCUGUACGUGCGUCUCGGAGAGCACGACCUGGCCGUCAGGGAGGGACCCGAGCGGGAGUACAAGGUGGCGCGGACGGUCGUACACCCGCAGUACGACCCGACGACCGUGGACAACGACGUGGCGCUGCUGCAGCUGCCCGAGGCGGUGGAGUCUGGCGCCCGCAUCGCCCCCGUCUGCCUGCCGGAGCAGGGCGCCACGCUGCCGGUCGGCGACACCUGCACCAUCAUCGGCUGGGGCAAGGAGCGCAACACACACAUAUUCGGCACCGAUGUUCUCCACGAAGCUGAG
Procambarus clarkii (red swamp crayfish) is the source of this 2109-nucleotide messenger RNA. NCBI's taxonomy places the organism in Eukaryota, Metazoa, Arthropoda, Malacostraca, Decapoda, Cambaridae. The record is from RefSeq and is a predicted model, not a curated record.